UCGAUGCUCUUGGGCAGCCGGCUGGCUGGCUUCCAGAACCGAAAGUGGCGUCAAAACCGGCCAGUUUAUCGUCUUCGGCCCGUCUCAUCGCGUCUCCUUUGCGGGUAACUUGUGUCAGCUUUCCCGGCGGCGUCCACUGGGUUCGGUUCGUGUGUUUUCGGAGCCGAGAGAAGCAAACAUGGAGAUCGAGAAGGAAGUGAAGAAGAUGACGCUAGGACACGAGUUUGGUGCGGGCGCUGCCUGCCUCAAGUGUAAAGACAAGUGCGAAGGUUUCGAGCUUCAUUUCUGGAGAAAAAUCUGUCGUAACUGCAAGUGUGGCUUGGCGGAACACAAUGUGCAGAUGAACUCAGAGGAGAACAAAAAGGUAGGGAAACUCUUUGAGGACACCAAGUACACUGGCCUCAUCGCCAAGCUGAAGACGGAUGGCGUCUCCAUGUAUCGCGGCAACGCCGUCACCAUCACGCUGGGCGGCCCCGCCACUGCCCACACCGUGCUACCUGCCACCGCCGCCGCAGCAGUACCUCACACCGCCAUUACCGCCGCGGGUUCCGUCCCGCCAGCGGCAGCCUUAGGAGGUAUGGCGUCUGGCGGCGUCCAGGCAUCCUCAGUAGGUGCGGCGCCCGGCGGCGUCCAGGCCCGGCCGGCGCCUCCUGGGGUCGCCCCCGUCAAGGCGAACACGGCGAGCGUUUCCAUCAAUUCCACCACGGCCAACGUAGUACCAGUCACCAAAGAUGAGCCCCUCAAGUCCGUCACGUACGAUUGGGCGCCCCCUGUGGCUAACAAAUAUGUGGCUGUUCGCUACAUUGAGCUGCUCCCACCCGAGAAGCGCCCUGUGACUGGCACGGAAGGCGCCGCCUACCGCCGGCAGCAGAUGGCCCGCCAGUUGCCCGAACACGACCAGGACCCCGCCAAGUGCCACGAGCUGAGCCCUGCCGAAGUCAAGCAGAUGCAGCAGUUUGUGCGCAAGUACAAGGACGAGGCGCUGGGUGUCGGUGAUGUGAGGCUGCCCGAGGAGAUGGCUCUGGUGCAGGAGGCGGCCGCGGGUCAGGGUGGACCAGGUGGGGCCAAAGCAGCAGGGCUAGGAACUGUGGGUCUCAAGGGGGCAGCUGGAGCUGGAGGGGCAGGGUCCACAUCGGCCGGAGGCGCCGUGGGUACCGCGGCCACCGCUGGAGCCAUGACUGCCUCGGGACCCCCGCAGCAAAGCUUCUCGUGCCGCCGCUGCGCUCAGCCGAUGCGCAUGGGCGACCCGGCCGUGUAUGCCGAGCGGGCAGGCUAUGACAAGCUGUGGCAUCCGGCCUGCUUCGUGUGCUGCACCUGUGAAGAGCUGCUGGUGGACAUGAUCUACUUCUGGAAGCGCGGCAAGCUCUACUGCGGACGCCACUACGGCGACAGCGAAAAGCCACGCUGCGCCGGCUGCGAUGAGCUGAUCUUCUGUAACGAGUACACGCAGGCCGAGGGCCAAAAUUGGCACCUGAAGCACUUCUGCUGCUUCGAUUGCGACCUGGUCCUGGCCGGAGAGACAUACGUGAUGGAGCAGGACAAGCCUGUUUGCACGCCGUGCUACAUGAACAACUACGCUGUGAAAUGCGCGGGGUGCGGUGAAGCGGUGGAGCCCGAGGCUCAGCGCGUGUCGUACGGUGCGUACCACUGGCACGCGGCGCCGCAGUGCUUCAAGUGCUCGGGCUGUGCCAAGGUUCUCAUGGGCCAGCGCUUCAUGGCGGUGCAGGGAAAACUAUUCUGCUCUGUUGAGUGCAAGAAGAACGCACCCGCCUAGAAGCGUAAUUCAAGAUGGCAGGCGUGAAUUCAAGAUGGUAGCGUGGUGUUGAGGUGAAUCCAUUGUAUGAGUGCCUUAAAGUUUGCACUUUUUCGAUUCAGGUCUCAGUCAUGCAACGACUGAUUUUCAGAACAACUCCAUUAGCUUGUGUCAUUCAAAUAUGAAUAAAUGACUGAAUAUUUGCUGAUUUCCUAGUUCUCCAUUUUGGUUUGAAGCAGCCAUUUUAGGCUCACAGUAUUUUGUAUGUUGCCAAGGGGUCAUUCUUCGACAGAACAAGUCCGAGAGAUUUUGUCUGACUGCUACCAAAUUGGAAGCAUGUGUACUAGACAAAUGGCCGAGACUAAAUUGUUUUUUGGUGGUGCGCACAAGACACUUUUAAAAUUCAGCCCUCAAAGCCAGUUCCACGUAGCAACAUGAAAUUUGGUGUGCAUGUCUAUUAUGAGUACAACCACAAAAAAAGUCUGAAGAAGCCAUGCCUGAAAAGAGACAGGACUUCUACCAUUUUGGUUUGAAGCGUCCAUUUGUCGCAAUCAGGCAUUUCAAGACUUUUGUAAAAAAUCAGCCCCUGAAGCCAUUGUCGCUCAGCAACUUGCCAUUUGGUAGGCACGUCUGUCAUAAGUGGACUCACAAAAAAAAGUUUCAAUAAGCCAUGUCCAAAAAGACAAGCAGUCUGUCAUUUUUAAAAAUGUUUUGUUUUUGUUUUUAAAGCGGGAAUAUUAGGUGGCAUCUCCAGGGAACUCUUCUGUAAUGUAAACUGUUAAGAAAUGUAAUUUUCAACAUUAAAUGGCCUUUGAAUGUGUCAUGUA
Molecule: messenger RNA, 2580 nt
Organism: Phycodurus eques (leafy seadragon)
Lineage: Eukaryota; Metazoa; Chordata; Actinopteri; Syngnathiformes; Syngnathidae
Gene: tes
Product: testis derived transcript (3 LIM domains)
Exons: 8
Coding region: 179-1774 (531 amino acids)
Molecular function (GO): zinc ion binding
Source: RefSeq, a predicted model, not a curated record